Messenger RNA from Cylicostephanus goldi, 267 nucleotides. NCBI's taxonomy places the organism in Eukaryota, Metazoa, Nematoda, Chromadorea, Rhabditida, Strongylidae. The record is from the annotation of a GenBank genome assembly.
AUGCUCAUCUUCUUCAUGGUGCCCAUUCUUGAUUACUCGGAAUGCAUCAAAUACCAUAAUGACCUCACUGACGAGGAGAAAGCUUUGUGCAUGCUGUCUGUACGACUGCCUACACUGGCUGAGAUGGCUCUCGACAAAAUGCUCGGUAUCAUUGAAUCAUUGGCUGUGGCCGCACCUAAAGAUUCCGCAUCUGUCAUUGGAAAUUUCAAGGUGGGCAAGAAAUUCUUCAGCAAAAGACAAAGGAUUUUUGACUACAAGGAGAUUUGA